UUAACAAAGAAAAAGGGCCAACUGAAGCGAACUGUUACUAUAAUCACCCGUCCGGAUGGCUCGAAAGUGAGCGACGAUGGAACAACACAAACGGAGAUUGAUUCGAAGAACAAUUACGGUUUCGUCGUGGAUACAGCACCGGAUAAAAUCCCCGCCUGCAUUUUGGACGAUUUUCUUUACCUGGGCUCACAGGAUUCCGUUGACCCCGAGACCAUUGAAAACUAUAAAAUCACCCACGUACUAAGCGUGGGCAUACCGCUGCCCGAUGGUAGCUUUAACGCAAUUACAUCAAAGUACGUACCAGCGUUGGAUUUACCCGAAACGGUUUUGACGGAAAUUCUGUCGACCAGCAACCGAUUCAUUGGAGCGGCGAAAGAACAGAACGGCAAAUUGGUGCACUGUAAUGCUGGAGUUUCGAGAUCUGCAAGUGUUGUUAUUGGCUAUUUGAUCAUGGCUUGUGGUUUUAGUUUCGAUGAGGCUUACGAUUUGGUGAAAUUGAAACGAAGUUGUGUUAGACCGAACGAUGGAUUUUUGAAACAAUUAAAGAAAUUGUGAAAUUUCGUUGCCAUAGUU
This is a messenger RNA of Bradysia coprophila, 573 nucleotides long. It is a transcript of the gene Mkp, whose product is annotated as MAP kinase-specific phosphatase. The record is from RefSeq and is a predicted model, not a curated record. NCBI's taxonomy places the organism in Eukaryota, Metazoa, Arthropoda, Insecta, Diptera, Sciaridae.